Knipowitschia caucasica is the source of this 1092-nucleotide messenger RNA. The record is from the annotation of a GenBank genome assembly. NCBI's taxonomy places the organism in Eukaryota, Metazoa, Chordata, Actinopteri, Gobiiformes, Gobiidae.
AUGCUACUGUCCCUGGGUCCAAACCUGCGGCUUUUGCGGCUACUAUUGUGUAUAACUAUUGUUUUAAAUGUUCAAAUCACAAAUGGUAAGAAAAACUUGAAAAGUGCAUGUUCGACAUGUCGACAAAUUACCGACAACUUCAACAAGGGCUUUGAUAAAACAUCGAACCAGAACUUUGGCGGAGGGAACACUGCCUGGGAGGAAAGGACACUAUCUAAAUAUGAAACGAGUGAGAUUCGUCUGAUGGAGAUUAUAGAGGGGUUGUGUGACAGCAGCAGUUUUGACUGCAAUCAAAUGCUAGAGGAGCAUGAAGACCAUUUAGAAACUUGGUGGUUCAAGAGGAAAUUGAAAAAUCCUGAUCUCCACAAGUGGUUCUGUAUUGAGACGAUCAGUGUUUGCUGUCCAAACGGAACUUUUGGUCCAGAUUGCAAUGCCUGCGUUGGAGGCUCUGAUAAGCCAUGUCACGGGAAUGGCCAGUGUGACGGGGAUGGCACCCGAGGAGGGAAUGGCAAAUGCAGCUGUGACUCUGGAUAUGAAGGAGAGUUUUGCCUGGACUGUGUUGACGGAUACUUUAAUCAAGAGAAAAACGAAACCUUUUCUCUCUGCAUGGAAUGCCAUUCAUCCUGUAAAACGUGCAAUGGACCAUCUCACCAAGACUGCGAUGAAUGCAAGGAUGGCUGGGAAGAAGACGACAAUGAAGCGUGUGUUGAUGUCAAUGAGUGCACUAAAGAAGCCUCACCUUGCAAAGAGGACGAGCACUGCCUUAAUACAGAAGGCUCUUUCUCCUGCAAAGGUUGCGACAAAGUGUGCGUGGGCUGCACUGGUCCGGGGCCUGGAAACUGCAAGACUUGUGCGAGUGGGUACCAGUUAAUAGACGGCAACUGCACUGACGUGGAUGAGUGUUCCCAGCAGGAGCCGGUGUGCACCAAGGAGCAUCAGGACUGUGUUAAUACCAAAGGCAGUUUUGUGUGCAUCUGUGCAUAUGGGUUUGAAGAGGAAGGAGGAGAAUGUGUCCAAAAGCCACAACCAGAAGAAAAAUCUGUAGACGGUACAACAGAACCUACUGAGACAUCGCAACACACGGAGCUUUGA